AUGAACGAUCAAACCUACGACGGGGAAAGUGAGAGCAAUCCGGCGGAAAAAUUGCGAGCCAAGCAAGAAAAAAGGAAUAUGAGAAAAGCACAAAAAAAGGCGGCCAAAAAUUCCGGCGGCUCUUCAACGGAAAUAUCUCCCGCCUCCGCAGCAGCUAAACAGGCAGAAUUACAAGAAAAAGUUAGAAUGCUGGUUAACCAAUUGGCUAUACGUGAAGCGAUCCAACCUUCUAUUAACAGUAAUUCACAGAAAGUGAAAGACAUGAGCUCUCACAAAUUCUGGAGCACACAACCUGUUCCAAAGCACGGUGAGAUCAUCGAGGAAGAUGGCCCCAUAGAGGAGAACACUCCAUAUGACCAAAUUCGGAAGGAACCAUAUACAUUACCAAAAGAAUUUGAGUGGUCAACUUUAGAACUAAAUAACGAAAACGAGCUAAACGAGCUCUACACCCUUUUGACAAACAAUUAUGUUGAAGAUGACGAUGCAAUGUUCCGCUUUGACUACUCCGGUGAAUUUUUGAAGUGGGCUCUUCAACCACCGGGAUAUAAGAAAAUAUGGCACGUAGGUGUUCGCGUUAGUGCCACCAAACGUCUUGUUGCAUUUGUUAGCGGUAUUCCGGCCGACAUUCGGAUUUACGAGUCUAAAAGAUUGGCGCCCGUCUUGAUCAAAGAGGUUACGAGACGCUCCCAUCUUGAGGGGAUAUUUCAAGCAGUUUACACGGCAGGUGUUGUUCUACCAAAACCUAUUUCUAAAGCACGGUAUUAUCAUCGUUCACUUAAUCCAAAAAAGUUGAUCGAUACAAAAUUUUCAGCUUUACCAUCCAAUACCCCGAUGUCGCGUCACAUUAAAAAGUAUAAGCUGCCGUCGGAGACCAGUACUCCUGGAAUUAGACCAAUGUUGGAAAAAGACGUUUCUCAGGUCAGAGAGCUACUAAAUGCCUAUAUGGAGAAAUUUAAUUUUGUCGCAGUUUUCAAGACGGAUGAAGAUAUCAAACAUUGGAUUCUAACCAAGGAAAAUGUUGUCUGGUCUUAUGUUGUGGAGGUGAAUCCCGAAACAAAAAAAAUUACAGAUUUUGUUUCUUUUUAUUAUUUACCCUCAUCCGUUAUUGGUAAUCCAAUUCACAAAACUGUCAAUGCCGUAUACCUGUUCUAUUACGCUGUCCAAGAAUCCGAGGAGAAGGCGAUAAAGAGUAGACUGCAGUCUUUGAUGAAGGAUGCGUUGAUUUUGGCGAAAUCGAAAAAUAUGGAUGUAUUUAAUUGCCUUGAUAUUUUGGAAAACAAAUUUUUCAUUGAGGACCUUAGAUUCGGUCCUGGUGAUGGAUAUUUGAAUUAUUACAUGUACAAUUGGCGUUGUAGGGAGAUGGGUAGUGAAAAUGUUG
Acaulospora colombiana is the source of this 1378-nucleotide messenger RNA. Lineage: Eukaryota; Fungi; Glomeromycota; Glomeromycetes; Diversisporales; Acaulosporaceae. The record is from the annotation of a GenBank genome assembly.